Messenger RNA from Colletotrichum destructivum, 1233 nucleotides. RefSeq names its product Putative HMG-I/HMG-Y, DNA-binding, protein Mtf2/C5D6.12. Gene Ontology annotation, biological process: regulation of DNA-templated transcription. NCBI's taxonomy places the organism in Eukaryota, Fungi, Ascomycota, Sordariomycetes, Glomerellales, Glomerellaceae. Gene Ontology annotation, cellular component: mitochondrion. Bases 1 to 1233 code for a protein of 410 amino acids. The record is from RefSeq and is a predicted model, not a curated record. The transcript has a single exon.
AUGUCGACGUUAACCCCUUUUCUCUACCAGACGAGGACGAUUCUUAGGGCGUCGGCGGCUCUGCGAUCCCUCUCGACCUCUGCAGCCCGACACAGAGGCGAGCAGCCCAUCCCCUUCGAGUGGGACAACCACCCGGCCGACAAGCGACCCGACAUCCCCAGCGGCUUCAAUAACCCCGAAAAGUCCACGAUCACCCCGACCGAGAAGUUCAUCUUCCAAAGAAUCUUUGCCGACAUCGCACAGCGUGGCGACCGCCGCGGCGUGGACGCUGCCACCGUCCAGCAACAAGAUGCAGAACUCGGGCAGCUGGGGUCCCGCGAUGCCGUUCUGAGCAAGUUCCCCCGCUCGCUGCGGCGCGCAGCCCAGGCGGCCUUGGAAAUGCGUGAGGUUCAGGGUGAAGACCCUUCUUCCUCGCGCAUCUCCUUCAAGCCGGAAGAGGAGCACCUCGAACAGGAUGGGGACACCACCGAGGCCGAAAUGGAACAGGCAGCGAGGCUAGAGGCCGCGUACAACGAGAUCCGCACCACCGAGAUCGUUAGGCUACAGGCCCUUCUGGACCAAUGCAACACCGACGUCGAGGUCUGGGACGUUCUAGAACGCGAUGUCUUCUCCAUGGUGACGAAACUGGGAAUCUCCGAACACAACCAGCCCCAGUCGCAGACAGAGACACAGACACAGCCGCAAACGGAAAAGAAGGGCAGAGGCAGACCAAAGAAACAGCAGCAGCAGCAGCAGCAGCCGGAAAAGAUGGAAAACGCGGAAACCCCCGAAGCAUCCCUGAUCAUGGACUCCCAUGGUCCGCUGUACUCGAUGCACCUCCUCCAGGGCCUCAAGACCCUCGACCAGUCCUUUGCGCGGCCCUCGGCCCUCGCCCUCAACCUGCUCCCUCGCGUCAAGGAGCUUGGCCUCGCCUCGUACGUCCUGGGUGUCUCGACGCCCCUAUACAACGAGCUGGCCUCCAUUCUCUGGUAUCGCCACGGCGACACGCAGGCCGUUCUCGCCUUGCUCGACGAGAUGCAGUUCGCUGGUCUUCAUUACGACGAGCAGACGCUCCGCCUGAUCGAUACCAUCGAGAUGGCCCUAGCCUCCUUCCGGCGCGGCCAUUUGGGCGUCUUCUCCAAGGCCAUCGGCGCCAUGCCGGGCUACAACCUGGACGUCAAGGCCCAGGUUGCGCAGUAUGCGCGGCGCGUCCGUGCCAGCGUCAAGAAGGAGAGGGGUCAGGCGAGGUACUAG